GCGGAGGACUCCCUCCGCUCGCCCCUCCCGCCGGGCCGAGCCUGGCCGGGCAGGGCUGGGCCGCAGAGCGCGACGGGCUCCGCCGGGCCGGCCGCUCCGUGGCAUGAGCGCGGGUGGCUGUGCCGCCGCCUCAGCGCGCUAGCGUUGCGUCAUGCGGCUGUGCGGGGUGCUGCUGAAGAGCCCCAUCCCCAAGCAGAUCGAGUACUACUCGCGCUUCUCCCCCUCGCCGCUCUCCAUCAAGCAGUUCCUCGACUUCGGUCGUGACAAUGCAUGUGAGAAAACCUCCUACAUGUUUCUGCGGAAAGAACUUCCUGUGCGGCUAGCUAACACCAUGAGAGAAGUCAAUCUGUUGCCUGAUAACUUACUUAACAGGCCUUCAGUUGGGCUAGUGCAGAGCUGGUACAUGCAGAGUUUCCUUGAGCUUUUAGAAUAUGAAAAUAAAAGUCCUGAGGAUCCUCAUGUUCUGGAUGACUUUUUAGACGUUUUAAUUAAAGUCAGGAACAGACACAAUGAUGUGGUUCCAACCAUGGCGCAAGGGGUGAUUGAAUACAAGGAAAAAUAUGGCUUUGACCCAUUUGUUAGCAGUAACAUCCAGUACUUUCUAGAUAGAUUCUACACCAACCGCAUCUCUUUCCGUAUGCUUAUUAACCAACACACGCUUCUUUUUGGCGGAGACAUUAAUCCUGCUCACCCCAAACAUAUUGGAAGUAUUGACCCUAAUUGUAACGUGGCAGAGGUGGUUAAAGAUGCUUAUGAAACAGCUAAGAUGUUAUGUGAACAAUACUAUCUGGUGGCACCUGAUCUGGAAGUUGAAGAAUUCAAUGCUAAAGCUCCAAACAAGCCAAUUCAAGUAGUCUAUGUACCGUCUCACUUGUUCCAUAUGUUAUUUGAAUUAUUCAAGAAUUCAAUGAGAGCUACAGUGGAGUUGCAUGAAGGUAAGAGAGAAGGGUAUCCAUCCAUCAAAACCUUAGUCACUUUGGGGAAAGAAGAUCUAUCUAUUAAGAUAAGCGAUCAAGGUGGAGGUGUACCUUUAAGAAAAAUAGACAGAUUGUUUAACUACAUGUACUCAACAGCACCCAGGCCUAGUUUGGAGCCCACAAGAGCUGUGCCUUUGGCUGGGUUUGGCUAUGGCUUGCCAAUUUCUCGUCUGUAUGCUAGGUACUUCCAAGGUGACCUAAAACUCUACUCAAUGGAAGGUGUUGGAUCAGAUGCUGUAAUUUAUUUGAAGGCCCUUUCAAGUGAAUCAUUUGAAAGACUUCCUGUUUUUAAUAAGUCAGCGUGGCGACACUACAAGACCACACCUGAAGCAGAUGACUGGAGCAAUCCUAGCAGUGAACCAAGGGAUGCUUCUAAAUACAAAGCUAAUCGAUAAUUUGCCACCUUUUGUCUCUGCUGGAGAUGACCUCUGCAUUCAGUAUAAAGUCUCUGCUUUGUUCCAAAAUCCUCCAAACCACAAUAGCUAAUUAUUUCCAAACAGAGACCUAAUCAGGGCAUUAAAAACAGUAAGAACAAAGUGACGAUCGGGACUUACAGGAGGGCACUAAGCACGUUUGGGAUGCCAAUCCUGCCUAUUUCACCAGAAUAUGCUUGGUUGCUUCAGUCAUGCAUUGACAAAAGGGAUUGCACUUAAGUAUACACUGUUGUAACAAAAGAUACUAUUUUAAGUGCCAAUUUUUAUUCCACUAAGGAUUAGCAAAUUGUGCAGAAUCCCUUUAAAUGGUAAACAGCGUCUUGCACAGCAAUGUGGUGUGAGAGAGAAAUUCUAGUCUAGUUAAGCGUAUGCUUUGAAAAUCCACCUUUUGCUGCAGUUUAUUUUGCGGUGUCACCUCUUACGGAAAAUCCCUUUGAGCUCUCUAGAUCUUACAUCUGAUGAGCUUAUAAAUGUGUAGUUCUAAAAAGGGUUGUACAGCUUUAAACCGAUGCUUUUCCCAAAUUCCCAGAACCAUUUGUCCAGUACAUACAGAAAUUAUGCUGUUGUAAGACAUUGGGAAUUCUGCUUUUUGGUAUGCACCUUUAUAAUUUCCUUGACACGAAACACAAAAGCAUUUUUAAACAUUUUUUUCCCCGUUUUCAUGAAAGAUCAUAAGUAGGUAGAUCAUCUCUCCAUACAAAAAAAAUCCUGUCGGUGUGAGAGCAGGAGGUAAUUAAAUUUUGUGUUUAUUGCCUGUCAUCUCCGGGGGAGCUGGAAGAAGGGGAAGAAACCUGAAAGGCCAGACAGCCAGUCAUACACAUCAAUUUGCCUUAAGAGUGUUGGUUGCUUGGAACCUGAUUAGCUUAAAACCUGUAAAUAGUUUGCAAAGUUAUUUAUAUAUUCAAUGUCUGACAAUAGUCUGGUCAUCUGAAUUUGUAGUGUAUAUAAAGAUGUUGUACACCAGCUUUUGGAAAGCGUCAUUGAUCUAAAUAAAUGAAACUGGAAUUAUCACAGAAAUGGGAAGGGCGAAACAUAGCCGGUACCCGAUUUGAAAGGAAAAAAAAAAUUAAAGAAGAAAAAACCAAGUGUCAUCUCCUUAAAUUUCUCGUAAGGGUUACUACUGGGCGUUAGCAAACUGCUCUUCAACAGGUCUCUGCCAAAUACCAUUUCUGCUACUGUGGCUUUUCAGAAGAAUCUGUGAGGUUCGGAAGUUCUGCUGACAAAAUAGCCACAGGAAUAAAAUAGAUGAGUUGUAAGCAACUCUGCACCCUCCGUUUCUUCUAGAUGCUUUGAUAUUUUUUUGAAAUUCUUAUAUUAUUGCAUUACAGAUUUUAGUAUGGAAAAGUGAAACUUGUUUCCUAAUGUUCUGGGGGAACUGUCCGUGUCCUCCCUGUAUUCCAUUUCCUUUUGUAGAGAACUGGCCUGUUAGGUAAGCAGGGAAAUGCUGAGAGAUUCCUAGAUAUUUUUUUAAAGAAUACCCUUGGUUUAACUUAAUGACAGUACUUUGCACUUGCACAGCACUCUUCAUCAGAGGAUUGUAGAGCGCUUUGAGCAAUAAGUUACGUGUAGACUCGUUUCUGAAAAGUCAGAGCCCCUGCCUUACAAACUCACGCUCCCAGCUGUCGCAAUCAGUUCACGAAUUUGUCUAGGAAUGGUCAUGAAUUUGCAAGGUUUGGGGUAAGCAUCUCUGCACUGUAUGGUUAAGUCAUGCUGGAUUGCCAGGUUGCUGUAGCACAAUCUUGAACGUGUCUGCUGAGCGCUGCAACCCGCUUCGGAGGCCCAAACAGCAGAGUGGCUGCUGGAGCUGCCUGCUGCUGGCUGUGAGCGGAGCCCUUCUGAGCCGCUCUGCUGGUGGGUGUGGAGAUGAGAGCGCUCCGGUGGGGCUCUCUGUCCCCAGCCAGACUUAUUCAGCUCUUCCUGGGAAACCUUCACAGGCACAGUGAAGGUGCAGCUCGUGUGAUCCCCAGAGCAAUAACCUCCUCUGACUGUAGGCACGGCUGCAGAGAAGGCAGGCUGCUAUCAGAGUGAUACAGCCGUGCUGCUGUAGCAAAGUCAGUGUAGUAGUCCGACUGAGAUUUCAGGUGGAAGCUGUACCAACCGAAAUGUAGCCAGUUAACUUCGCCCCUCGCUCAUAACUUCUUACCGUCUUUUGAAUUUGUUUCAAGUCGUGUGUGUUUUUCCACUAAUCGCAGAAGAGGGCUUAGUUAAAAAUAGACAUUUGUGGAAAAAAAAUAGUGUUUUUCCAGUUGCGUGUGGUCAGUUUUUCCUAGAACGUGACCGAAAACAUCCCAAGGAAUAGGAAGCUGAAACUGAGCUUUUGUUAGAAAUCAAAUCUUGUAGUAUCAUAAAUGAAGAGGAGAGGGAACAGAAAGAAGAGAAAGGAUGCAAACACUGAACUUUGAUUUCAUGAAGUGACUCUAAAUGGAAGUGAAAACGCUGUGGAGGAUUAUAUUUUGCUAGUCCCUUCUCUUUCUUCUCAAAAACCACUAGCUGACUUUCAGGACUGAAGUGCCCUAGUACUCAAAAGCUAAAGUCCCCUUGACAUGGUAAUUACUUCCAAGAACCCUGAGCAUGUACAGACUGCUCAGAGCAGGGAAAUAGAAAAUGCAUUCCUUGUGCUCUUUCCCUUUUCCAAAGUUUGCCCUCAGGCAUCAUGCUGAAUAUACGAGAGAAACAGCUUUACUCCUCUCCGACCUUGACUCAGCAGCUUGUGCGUUCCACAGUUCUGCAGCUCUCAGGUAUGCCAUAAAUUGGUCUUCACUUGUCCUCUUGCCACUCUGCUGCGCAGGAGUAUUGGUCAGAAUUGGUCUUAGGAAACAGCAGCAGUGAGCCUUGGGGAGCUUUUCAGUGGAUAUGCCUGAAAAAUGAGGCUGGGUAGGCUUUCAUUAUGCCUAGCUUAACUGCACAUACUGUUCUUUUUUUCACUUACUGCUACCUUUAAUUAGUAUCUGUUACAACUAUGUAUUUUAAUAUUUUGGGGCAACUUAACUUUCUGAUGAUAUCAAAGUAUGUCUUUUUUAAUGGAUUUCAGAUGUGAGCUAAUGCUGUUGCAACCUGUUUGUCUUGCGUUAUGGGACACAGUAAACAGGAAGACAUGUUUUCAGUGAAAAUACCGUGUAUCUCUUGUGUUUAGUGCUUAACAGAAACAAACUGAGCAAGGGAUGUGUCCUGCUUGAUUCUCCCUGAGAAUUUACAAACAACUUCUGUAUACCAUACUCUGAUGGAAUAGUUGAGCUUUUUCUUCCACUGCCUAAUUUUCUGGUGUAUCUGUCUUGAACAUACAGUAAUAAUGCCCUGUCUAGUUUAAUGUUACUAGAUACUGAAGCCUCUCCAAAUUACGUAUGUUUCUCUGCUCCCUGUUUUUCUAGGCUUUGUUUUGAGGCUAACAAGGUGUUGGCAUUUGACAAGAAAGAUCCUGGAAUGCUUCUUACAACAUUGAGGUGCAGUCUGUGUCUUUGAACUUAGCUGUGAUGGCAAAAGUCUUUGUCCUGCUGCAGUUUGUGCCACCUCUUGGGCAGCAUUUAGGGCACAUCCCUUGGGAUGUGCAUGAUGCCUAUGGUGUUAAUCCUGGUGUUCUUGGAAAACUCAAGCCACUUCUUGGCUAUGUAAACUACAUUCAAUGCUGCAACUGGGUAAUGUAAUUUCCUUUCUCCUCAGUGGCAUGUGGAAUGUUUGCUUUGCUUAAACAGCUGUUCACUUAGUCCACAAAGUAAACAGGUUGACCAUCUUGGAGUGUAGUGCAAUCCUCUAUUCGCCUCCAGCCAGAGUGUUUUGUGUGAAACCUUGACCUCAUUCAUAUGGAAAACACUUCUCCCUCACCUUUAAGCUUCUAGAUUGUACACGUUUGAUGCUGCAAAGUGCUAAGUGAUCUUCAGUGAUAUGAGCCAUUCUGUAGAAAACAAACUAAAUGUUCGUCGUUAGUAUUUAUCUCCUUGUGAUAUCCACGUCUGACUGCGAGGUGUCCAAUCAGUUUGCAUGUUCCCUUGGUUGCCGUACAGGUGCUGUGGUUCCUGGCUCUUCACCUUCUUGCCGUACUCGCUCAUCACGAAUCAAUAUAUCUAAAUGUGUCUUUGCAGAACUUAAGAGAAUGUGACGGCACAUGACAGAAUGGUGUGUUAUUGAGCUCAGAGGUGAGGAGCACGGGCAUAAAUCGCGUGGUGACUUCACAGCUGAAUCUUGCAGAUACUUGCACAUGUAGCAGCUUAUCAGAGUAAUCCCAUUUUGGUGAAUCUGUUCUCAGGAUCAGCUGUUGGCAUUAAUUUGAAGCAAUGAAGAUUGGUGUAACUAAAGUACCUUUCUAAUUGAGAACAAAUGAGAAAAUCUAGAGUUCACGUACUCUAACUGUAUUAUUAAGUUGCCUUAAAAGAUCUCAGAAGUUGACAGAGAACUCGUUUCUUAAAUGUAGAGACUUGUUUUUGUAGGAUUGGCGUGUUUGUGAUCAUUCUAACAUCGUCGAACUCUGACUAAAUUCAUUAUUGAAAUUAUUCCUUUGAACUGAAUACAUCUGAGAGGUGCCAGACUGAGAAUCCUUUGAAGUUCACGCUCUGUGUCUGCAGACCGUGCUGACAGGCAGCAGCAGGGUGGGUUUCCUGGCACUGCUGCCAGAACCAGGCUGUUCAGCAGGAGCUGUCCCUACCCAAAACCUGCUGGCGACGUCACGCUUGCAUUCUCUGCUGAGCUGUUAUCAAUGUGCUGAACUUGUGCCACUGGUACUGGGGUUUGAUGUGGGCUUCUGACAGUGGGAAUCAAUUGAAUUAAUUCUCAGCGUCUGUUACGGGCAGCAUUCCUGCGGUGCCAGCUCAUGUACCAUGCCCAGCACCCGCACAGUUACGUGUCGCUGUUCCUCUGAGGUAGCAGCCUUGGUAUCAACCGAACUUCCAGUGGUGGAGCAGGAAGCUCUUUCUUCACGAGAUUACUUGGUGAUAUUUUCAAUCUGAUUUUGAGUCUUCUGUAAUUUGUGUUGGAAUCAUUUCUGGUCUGAUACCCAUGUAUAUAAUUUGUGUAUACUCUGAUUUUCCUUUUGUUUUCCAUUGCUGACAAAUAAAAAUAUGUAAAAACACCA
Numida meleagris (helmeted guineafowl) is the source of this 6473-nucleotide messenger RNA. It is a transcript of the gene PDK3, whose product is annotated as pyruvate dehydrogenase kinase 3. Bases 152 to 1372 code for a protein of 406 amino acids. Gene Ontology annotation, cellular component: mitochondrion. The transcript has 11 exons. The record is from RefSeq and is a predicted model, not a curated record. Gene Ontology annotation, biological process: protein phosphorylation; regulation of glucose metabolic process. NCBI's taxonomy places the organism in Eukaryota, Metazoa, Chordata, Aves, Galliformes, Numididae. Gene Ontology annotation, molecular function: pyruvate dehydrogenase (acetyl-transferring) kinase activity.